This is a messenger RNA of Diospyros lotus (date-plum), 693 nucleotides long. RefSeq names its product la-related protein 1C-like. NCBI's taxonomy places the organism in Eukaryota, Viridiplantae, Streptophyta, Magnoliopsida, Ericales, Ebenaceae. The coding region runs from base 1 to 693 and encodes 230 amino acids. The transcript has 3 exons. Gene Ontology annotation, molecular function: RNA binding. The record is from RefSeq and is a predicted model, not a curated record.
AUGCCAAACCCAAUAAUUGAAGCGCUUCCUACUAACAUUGAGAAAUCUGAGCCAGCUGUUUCAGAAUAUUCUUCAAGGUCGGAUCAUGUUCCCCGGGAAGAGGGUAGAUUUGGUUUACAGUUCCGUAAUGGGAAUGGUUAUCUACUGCCACGCAACACAUUAAUUGGGAGAAGCAACAUUAAUGCUGCUAACACCACAAAGAGUUGCUCCCGGGCCCUUCAUCCCACCCCCACCCACCGCCCCGCCCCCCUUGGUCCUACUCCAUUUAGUCCAUUCCCGAAGCCCAUGGUGGGCCUUUUCUGCAACCCUAUAGUUCGUCAUCAUCAAGUACAGAGCCCAGGCCCAGCAAUGUUUAAUGGCAUGCCCUUAAUGCCACCAUCAAUACCAAGAUCACCGGCUAUCCCUACAGAUCCACAGUUGCAUGCAAGUAUAGUGAAACAGAUUGAGUAUUAUUUUAGCAAGGAAAAUUUGGUUAAAGAUACUUUCUUGAGAGAGAAGAUGGAUGGUCAAGGUUGGGUUCCCAUUAGAGUGAUUGCAAACUUCAAUAGAGUGAAGCUGUUGACGAACAAUAUCCGGCUUAUAUUGCGUGUUCUGCGCACAAAUUCAACUGUUGUAGAGGUGCAGGGUAACAGAGUUCCAAUGGGAGCCACCUACCAAUUAGCAAAUGAAGUUUGUCAUGGAUUUUUCACGUAA